Colletotrichum costaricense is the source of this 588-nucleotide messenger RNA. RefSeq lists its product as uncharacterized. The transcript has a single exon. The record is from RefSeq and is a predicted model, not a curated record. Gene Ontology annotation, molecular function: heme binding; monooxygenase activity; oxidoreductase activity, acting on paired donors, with incorporation or reduction of molecular oxygen. Bases 1 to 588 code for a protein of 195 amino acids. Lineage: Eukaryota; Fungi; Ascomycota; Sordariomycetes; Glomerellales; Glomerellaceae.
AUGAGCUUGCCUAGGGUUGUGCCGGAGGGCGGUCGGGUGAUCGCAGGGCAGUUCGUGAGCGAGGGCAUCACUGUAUCAGUCCCAAUUUACACUCUACUGCGAGAUGUCGAGGUUUUCAAGGAUACUGAGACAUUCCGACCUCAGCGCUGGAUUGAUGGAAAUAAGGAGAAGAUGCUUAAGGCUCACCUUUCAUUCAGUACGGGACCUCGAGCAUGCAUUGGCAGAAACAUUACCUACUUUGAGCAGCUCAUGCUCAUCUCAUUUCUGGUACGAAACUUCGAUUUUGCUCUAGCUUCACCCUGCCAUGAGUUCAGGGUCUUGGAGCGGUUCAAUUCUAACCCAGACGAACUCUUCCUUUUUUGCAGACUUCGUGAUAUUAAGGUAGCUCAUACUACAGACUGCCACUUCCUUAGCAACGAUCAUUUGAUAGUUCGCAAUUCUUACCGAUUAAGUUUCUUCGUUAGCUGGAAGCUCCAGCCGAGACGUCGAAGUGUCACAACUAUGUCAACCCCAACCUGCCCUUUAUUUCUCCUCCGCAGUAGCUGCGAGUGUGUCAAAGAGCACAUGCAGGCUUUUGGAAGAAAGUAG